AAAUUUACACUACUGUAAUAGAGCUGGCAAUCUCUCUGAUCUUUCAACAGUUCAAACUCCCAUCUUCGAUCCUUCAAUUUUUUUCUUCAGAUAUUUAAAAACCCUAAUUCUUAUUUUCCUUCCCCUGGAUCUGUUUCUUCGAGGAGCAAUUUUGUGUUCUGUUCGCUUCGCUGCAUUUUUUUUUUUAAUCGAGGAAGUAAGAGAUGGCGCGGCAAAUGACGUCAUCUCAGUUCCACAAAUCAAAGACUCUCGACAACAAAUAUAUGCUGGGAGAUGAAAUUGGAAAAGGAGCUUACGGUCGAGUUUAUAAAGGGUUAGACUUGGAGAAUGGAGACUUUGUGGCCAUUAAACAAGUCUCUUUGGAAAAUAUUGUUCAAGAGGAUCUUAACACCAUUAUGCAAGAAAUUGACUUGUUGAAGAACUUGAACCAUAAAAACAUUGUCAAGUAUCUUGGGUCUUCGAAGACAAAGACUCACCUUCACAUUAUUUUGGAGUACGUUGAGAAUGGCUCUCUUGCAAACAUUAUCAAACCAAAUAAAUUUGGACCUUUCCCGGAAUCGUUGGUGGCUGUUUACAUUGCUCAGGUCUUGGAAGGUUUAGUAUAUCUACACGAGCAGGGUGUCAUACACCGAGAUAUCAAAGGUGCAAAUAUUUUGACGACAAAGGAGGGUCUUGUUAAGCUUGCUGACUUCGGAGUUGCCACUAAACUUAACGAGGCUGAUGUUAACACUCACUCAGUGGUUGGAACUCCUUACUGGAUGGCUCCUGAGGUUAUUGAAAUGUCAGGAGUUUGUGCUGCUUCUGACAUUUGGAGCGUUGGAUGCACUGUUAUCGAACUUCUGACAUGUGUACCUCCUUACUAUGAUCUGCAACCCAUGCCAGCCCUCUUUCGUAUUGUUCAGGAUGAUAACCCUCCUAUCCCGGAUAGUCUUUCCCCAGAUAUUACAGACUUUCUACGACAGUGCUUCAAGAAGGAUUCCAGGCAGAGGCCUGAUGCAAAGACACUGCUCUCUCACCCUUGGAUACGAAAUUCUAGACGAGCAUUGCAGUCAUCACUUCGGCAUAGUGGCACCAUCAAAUAUAUGAAGGACCCCGCUGCAAGUACGGAGAAGGAUGAUGAAGGUAGCCAAGAUGUAGCUGAAAGCCUUUCAGCAGAAAAGGUGGGGAUGUCAGAAACUGACUCAAAAAGCAAAUUACCUCUGGUAGGGGUGGCGAGUUUUAGGUCCGAGAAAGAUCAGCCUACACCUAGUGAUCUAGGUGAAGAUGGAACGAAUAAUUCAGACGAUGAUGUUAUGUCAGAUAAAGUUCCUACACCUUCGGUCAAUGAGAAAUCUUCUCUUCAGUCUGGUGCUUUAAGUAUUCCUUCGGAUGCUAAGGGGACAUCUCAAGAUGUACAUGGGAAAUCUGAACAUGAUGAAACAGCUGGAAAUCUUGAAACAGAAGCUUCUGAAGCCAGAAAAAACAAGCAGGUUGGAAAAGAAUGUUCCAUCCAAGUGGACCAGACAUCAAAUAGUUCUGGCUUAAAAGGCGAAGAUCGUGGGAUUCGAAAGGCUGUGAAGACUCCAUCUAGUCUUGGUGGGAAUGAACUGGCUCGAUUUAGUGAUCCACCAGGGGAUGCUUCUUUGCAUGAUUUGUUUCAUCCAUUGGAUAAAGUUCCUGAGGGAAAACCAAAUGAAGCCUCAACAUCGAUGCCUACAUCAAAUAUCAACCAAGGUGAUUCUCCUGUCGCAGAUGGUGGAAAGAAUGAUCUGGCAACAAAAUUGAGGGCUACAAUUGCUCAGAAGCAAAUGGAGGGGGAAACGGGGCAUUCGAAUGAUGGUGGUGAUCUUUUUCGCUUAAUGAUGGGUGUUUUGAAAGAUGAUGUUAUUGACAUUGAUGGCUUGGUAUUUGAUGAAAAAGUGCCCGCGGAGAACCUUUUUCCUCUGCAGGCAGUCGAGUUCACCAGAUUGGUCAGCUCCUUAAGGCCUGACGAGUCAGAAGAUGCAAUAGUAUCUUCUUGUCAGAAACUUGUUACCAUGUUUCGUCAAAGACCUGAGCAGAAAGCAGUAUUAGUGACUCAGCAUGGCUUCCUGCCUCUAAUGGAUCUACUCGAUGUUCCUAAAUCUCGAGUAAUAUGUGCCGUGCUGCAGCUGAUAAACGAAAUUAUUAAAGAUAACACUGACUUCCAGGAAAAUGCUUGUCUUGUUGGACUUAUUCCUGUUGUAAUGAGUUUUGCUGGUCCUGAGAGGGAUCGUUCUCGAGAAAUUCGUAAGGAAGCAGCUUACUUCUUGCAGCAGCUUUGUCAGUCAAGCUCCUUAACGUUGCAAAUGUUCAUAGCUUGCCGUGGAAUACCCGUUUUGGUGGGAUUUCUUGAAGCAGAUUAUGCCAAAUACAGGGAGAUGGUUCACUUGGCUAUUGACGGGAUGUGGCAGAUAUUCAAACUCAAAAGAUCCACCCCAAGAAAUGAUUUCUGCCGUAUAGCUGCAAAGAAUGGAAUUCUUCUGAGGCUAAUCAACACUCUUUAUUGCUUGAAUGAGGCAACUCGGCUGGCUUCUAUAUCAGGGGGUCCACUGAUUGUGGAUGGUCAAGCUCCACGAGUGCGCUCUGGUCAACUUGACCCUAACAAUCCUAUUUUUACUCAGUAUGAGACUUCACUCAGUAUGAUUGAUCAGCCUGAUGUAUUGAAAAAUAGGCAUGGGGGUGGUGAAGAGCCUUCUCAUGCUUCAACUUCAAAUUCUCAGAGAUCAGAUGUCCAUCAACCAGAUGCCUUGCACCCAGAUGGCGAUAGGCCUAGAGUAAGCAGUGUUACACCAGAUGCUUCAACGUCUGGCACAGAAGAUGUUAGACAACAUGUGCACAUUUUGGAGCCAUUCUUGAAGAUAAUCACGAAAUCAUAUCGCAUCAAUACGACAUUAGCUGUAAAUGGAUUGACUCCGUUACUUAUCUCAAGGCUAGACCACCAAGAUGCAAUUGCUCGACUCAACCUCCUAAAACUCAUCAAGGCUGUUUACGAGCAUCAUCCACGGCCAAAACAGCUGAUCGUAGAGAACGACCUGCCUCAAAAACUGAAGAAUCUGAUAGAAGAACGACGUGAUGGACAACGUUCAGGAGGCCAAGUUCUGGUAAAGCAAAUGGCAACGUCUCUCCUCAAAGCACUUCACAUUAACACCGUACUGUGAGUCCAAAAUACCAAAACUUACAUACCUUGGGGACUGUAUAAAAUUUACUCCCAUUUUUCCAAGAAGAAAGUGUAUAUUUCUUCUUUGUCUCUUCCAUUUUUACAAAAAAAAAUUCACUAGAAACGGCUGGAAGUUAAAACUUACAAGAUUUGUAAUAGAAGUGUGGCCUCUUCUAGUGUGUUUUUUUUAGUCCAUCGAGAGAUGCCAACACUUGUGGUUUUGUAAUAUGUAUUCCACCUAAAAGUUUUCUUUAGAGGACCAUUUUUAACGUGAUAA
Camelina sativa (false flax) is the source of this 3434-nucleotide messenger RNA. The record is from RefSeq and is a predicted model, not a curated record. NCBI's taxonomy places the organism in Eukaryota, Viridiplantae, Streptophyta, Magnoliopsida, Brassicales, Brassicaceae.